This is a messenger RNA of Hyaloperonospora brassicae, 903 nucleotides long. The record is from the annotation of a GenBank genome assembly. Lineage: Eukaryota; Oomycota; Peronosporomycetes; Peronosporales; Peronosporaceae.
AUGACCACAAUCGUCUGCUCGUCGCCCCCCGCGUGCACCGAUGCGCCAGUGGCGCUGUCCGCAGGCAGUCAGAGCGUUCGCGUGGGCGUAUCGAUCGACGCGGCAAAGGAUUCGCUGGGGACGGACUCGGACAGCCCCACGAGCUCUGCCGCUGAUUUACUGAGUCUCGGACGCGGUACAGACGUGCGUCUGGACGUGGGGAUUGACGAGGAACGGGACGACGACGACAAGGAGAAUGUCCGUGAACAAGUUGUGGGCGUGUCGCACGAGAGCUGUGCAGGCGCUGCAGUAGAGCCACGAUCUGGUAACAAGCGGAGACGCGUGUUUUUCGAGUGUGCAGACAUUGUCGAGUUUGAGCCGACGGUGUACACUACGAGCAUCACGUCGGGCGGCGUGCCCGUGGGGCUGUCCCUGAACGAGCGAUCUCGAUCUCGACGUCGAUUGGAUUCGUUUGAGAUGGAACGAGCAGACGAGCGUGUCGGACGGCAGAACUACAUGGAAGAGGGCUAUUUAGACCCGCAAGAGCGUGAGAUCAUUUUGAACAACGCAGGAUGCGAUGAGCCUGCGAUUGCUUCGGUCGAGGCUGAGGUGAACGCGAUUAUCCAGCAUCGACGCGAGUCGAAUGAGAUUGACUAUUCUUUUAUGUACGUCGUCGAGGACGAGGACGUUGAAGAUGAUGAGGACGAAGAGGAGAAGAAGAUGGAGGAGGAGAAGAAGGAGAAGAAGGAGAAGACGAAGAGGGAGAGCAAGAGGAGGAGCAAGAUAAAGCUGGAGGACAUUGUGAAAGACGGUGCAGUGACGAUGCACAGCGGCCUUUUGGUCGAUCGCGAGAUCGAGGUCGAGGUAACGGAGACCACGGCACAUCAAUGCAGCAUCGACGACGCGGUGAUUGCGUCGAUGUGA